This is a messenger RNA of Leptonychotes weddellii (Weddell seal), 10271 nucleotides long. It is a transcript of the gene ST8SIA3, whose product is annotated as ST8 alpha-N-acetyl-neuraminide alpha-2,8-sialyltransferase 3. NCBI's taxonomy places the organism in Eukaryota, Metazoa, Chordata, Mammalia, Carnivora, Phocidae. The record is from RefSeq and is a predicted model, not a curated record. Gene Ontology annotation, molecular function: alpha-N-acetylneuraminate alpha-2,8-sialyltransferase activity. Gene Ontology annotation, biological process: oligosaccharide metabolic process; N-glycan processing.
GCGCGCGAACACACACACACUCACACACACUGACACGCCAGCGAGCUGCUGGUCGCUCAAUGGACCGAUUUCCCUGCUUCCCCUGAUCCCAGCCCAGCCCGGGAUGAGAAAUUGCAAAAUGGCCCGGGUCGCCAGUGUGCUGGGACUGGUCAUGCUCAGCGUCGCCCUGCUGAUUUUAUCGCUCAUCAGCUACGUGUCCCUGAAAAAGGAGAACAUCUUCACCACUCCCAAGUACGCCAACCCAGGGGCGCCCCGAAUGUACAUGUUCCACGCGGGAUUCCGGUCACAGUUUGCGCUGAAGUUUCUAGAUCCGUCAUUUGUGCCCAUUACGAAUUCUCUGACCCACGAACUCCAAGAGAAACCUUCUAAGUGGACAUUUAAUCGGACAGCGUUUUUACAUCAAAGGCAAGAAAUUCUUCAGCAUGUCGAUGUAAUAAAAAAUUUUUCUUUGACCAAGAAUAGUGUUCGGAUCGGACAACUGAUGCACUAUGAUUAUUCCAGCCAUAAAUAUGUUUUCUCUAUUAGCAAUAACUUCCGAUCACUGCUUCCAGAUGUGUCACCCAUUGUGAAUAAGCAUUUUAAUAUUUGUGCUGUGGUUGGAAAUAGUGGGAUCCUGACAGGGAGCCGGUGUGGACAAGAAAUAGAUAAGUCAGAUUUUGUUUUCCGUUGCAAUUUCGCCCCUACGGAGGCUUUCCAAAGAGAUGUUGGAAGGAAAACCAACCUUACCACCUUCAACCCCAGCAUUCUGGAAAAAUAUUACAACAAUCUCUUGACCAUUCAGGACCGUAACAACUUUUUCCUCAGUUUAAAAAAGCUCGAUGGGGCCAUUCUUUGGAUCCCUGCAUUUUUCUUCCACACUUCAGCAACUGUUACCAGGACAUUAGUUGACUUUUUUGUUGAACACAGAGGUCAGUUAAAGGUCCAAUUGGCUUGGCCUGGAAAUAUAAUGCAACAUGUCAACAGGUACUGGAAAAACAAACAUUUGUCACCCAAACGGCUGAGCACAGGUAUUCUUAUGUACACCCUUGCAUCAGCAAUAUGUGAAGAGAUCCACUUGUAUGGAUUUUGGCCUUUUGGAUUUGACCCCAACACAAGGGAAGAUCUUCCAUACCAUUACUAUGACAAAAAAGGAACCAAAUUUACCACCAAGUGGCAGGAGUCACACCAGCUGCCUGCCGAGUUCCAGCUGCUGUACCGAAUGCAUGGGGAAGGGCUCACCAAGCUGACUCUGUCACACUGUGCCUAAGACUUUGAACAGAAAGUGCCAAAUGGCCAUUUAAAAAGUGCCCCAAAUCAAAUGGAAUAGUCUUCAGAAUAGAACCCUAGAGAAUUCCUUAUAAAGAUUGUCUGCCAUUUAAAAGGAAAGAUGUCUCUCCCUCUUUUGCACUGCUCUUUUAAGGGUCUUGGCAAGACAAACGAAGCCACAUGACUCAAACUUGAUUGAUAAAGGGAAUGUUGCAUUUGGAACUAUGCUGCUAAUGAAAUGGUUUGAAGUAUUUUCGUGUUUGUAUUUUGAUAAUAAACUGCCUCCCGUUUUUUAUGAGGACUAGAGCUGUAGUUCCCUCAGCUUUGAGAUACAGUCCUCAUAGUCACAGGCCUCUGGCCAGUUUGGGCAGGAUUUUAGUUUUGCCUGGGUGGGAUCAGACUCUUCAAAACGGAAACAAACAAAAAUCGUUGGCAUAUCUCAUCUCUCACUCUCUCUUUUCUCCCUGUCGUUCUCGAUCUCUUUCCCUACAACCCCCUGCCCCACCACUGUGGAGUUUAAUAAUUUGCUAGGAAUCAUAUUAAAUUAGCUUUGCUUGUAUGUGUUGCAAUCUGUACUCGUCUGAUGUGUUCAAGGCUCUGGGUAACUUUGAUGUUUCAUGACAAACUGACCAAAUCAUGAUGGGUCCCCUUAGGAUUUCUUUUAUAAGAAAUGCCUCUUAUGAAGUUCUCACUGGUCCGCGCAGUCAUUCUACAGCAGAACGGUCCCUCUGUGGUGAGUGGCAUAUACUGCAGUGCAUCUUUCACUAAUCACAAAGAAAAUUUUUGUCAUGGGUGGCAUUGCAUCUUUUGACAUGAGUGCUAUUAUGGCAAAUCAUUCUAUUGCCACAUCUGCAAGAGUAUUCCAGCCUGAAUUUAGUGCCUCCCACAAUCUCAACCCAAGCACUGGGCUGGGAAUUCUCUCAGAAUAUAGAGGCAAUGAGUCAGCUUAAGAGCCUGGAACAUACAGAGGAAAAGGAAGAAGAACGCUUAGAAGUUGUUAUGGAAUCCCCGUAUGCCCUAAAGCGUUGUAACCAUGGUGCCCAUUCAGAGUCUUUGAAAACCAGGAGGGUUAGAGCAAAAUAGAAGAUCUGAAGUUGACCAGGACAGGCACCCCGUGACUAGGGCUGAGGGGAGGUCAUCUUCAGUAUCAUUGUGUCCACCAGCACCACUCAGAACCAUUUGUUCUCUUCAAGACAAUUGUAGACACUGGAUAGUCCCUUUUUCCACUGAAAUCUGUAUAUCUAAAUCUGUAUAUCUAAAAAUGAAAUAAAAUCUGUAUACCUAAAAAUUAAGCAUUUCAUAAGGAAAAACCAUUGGGUAAUAGGAAGAUUUGGUACAAAAUAACCCUUGGAAUUUGAGCUGUGUAGACCUGGCAUGAAGUAAUUAGUUGGCUAUUUUCUUUUUUUAUUAUAUCAGCCUCAGAAGUAGAAAUCACAUCACUCCCACUCCUGGGUUUUCACUGAGCAGCACUUUGUUCUUCCAGUUCAGCCCAAAGUCUGGCCAAGUUGACGUUAAAUUUUAAUAAGAGUUUCUUUCUUCUUUCCAAAUGCCAGUCAAGCACAUUUGUAAUACAUCUGGGUGGGGUAGCUUGUUCUUUUCCAGAAAUCUCAGCCUAGAUUGCUUGUAAUGUUACAAAUGCUGUUUAAAAUAAUUGCUGUAGUUCAGUAAUCAGCUCACUGUCCCUCUUUGGGAAGGUAUCAUCAUGCCCAGAGUUAAACCAAAUGCAGUAAGGAAAGACAUAGUUCUUAUGCUCAUCUGCCUCCUGGUCCUAAAGGGGAGCUGUCUUAUCCUCAUGUUUUUCAGAAAGCUCAUCAGAGCAGCUCACAUUGAUCCAGAUAUUAACUAGUGAAAGAAAAACCGUAUGGGUUCAAAUGUGUUACCAAUUGUGACACAUCUUACAAUGCUAUAUGAAUGGCAAUCCAAACAGACAGGAAGAAAUAGGAAUAGAUGUUUCGGAAUGGGAAACACUAACACAGCUCAAUACUUGAAAUAAUUAGAAGGUGAGACAGUAAAAAAACAUUUUUAAAUUCACUGGUAUAAUUUGAUGGGCAUCAAAACCACCUCAUGUUUCCUGUCACUUUAAAGAGGACAGUACUCCAGUGCUCAUGCUGUGCUCUGUUAGGGUCACUGCGAGAUUGAUAACUGACAGAAUUGUUUAGUUGGCUCUUCCUAAGCACUUAGUUCAUUUGGUUACAGCUAAGUGAUAUUAAUGCCAACGUUACAUGGGCCAGAUCCUGACUCUGGAGUUUUAAUCCCAAUGUGCCCAUUAGAUUUCACUAAAUAUAAAUAUGUAGACACAUUGAACCAGGCAGGUUAAAAGACCAAAAGACCAAAAUCCCUAAAAACAGUUCAUUGUUCUAUGGUAGACCUCAUCAUAAUGCCAUUUUUGGUUUGGGGUUUUUUGUUCGUUUGUUUUUUGUUUUUGUUUUUUUGGUUUGGGUUUUUUUUUUGUCUUUUCAAGUUCAGGAAGACAUUUUACAUCUCACAUCACUCUUGCCUCCAUCUUAACAUCAGAGUGAGAGGAUUUUUCCAUCUCCCAACACCAUUUCAUCUGUCGCUUUCACAAGAACUCAGAAUACUGAAGAAACAGGCUUGUUUCCCAGAACCAGAGGGCUUAGAGAUCAGGCUUAUCCUGUUGCCAGGCAGGACAUCCUGGAACUGAUCCAAAAGACCACCUUUCCCUUUUCUUAAAAAAUCUCUGAAGAAAGCCCCAAGCCCUGCCAUAGUGGUUAACCACAAUUCUCAUACCUUAUAAAUUCUUUCUGCACAGCCUAUCUCCCUCCUGUUUGAAAAAUGAGACUCUGGAUGUGGGUAAAGCUUCUAUCCCAGUUUUCAGCUUGUAGUAAGCACUCAGUAUAUGGCAGCUUUUACUGUUGCUUCUUUUGUUUGUUGUGCCCUUGACCUGUAGUUCCAGCAUAGAGAAACUCAGCCUCUAGCUGAUCAUUCACAAUCUCUUUUUGUUUUUAAAGACGGUUUCAAAAAUCAAAUCUAUAUGACCACUGUCGCGACCAAAAGAGUCGGCGGGUCCCCUGAGUCCUGAUUCGAAAGGCAGUAGUGUAAGUAACCAGAACUCCGGGGCUGUGCGGUCAAGAGCAGUGAAACACGCAGACAGGACUAUUGCAUCCCCCUUUCUGGUUCAGCUCAGAUACAAACCCCUGGCUUGUGCAUUGCCCUUGCUUUAUUGGUUCUAGGCUACGUGCAUCCUUUUGUCUGGGAUCCUCACAGCAGAAUUCACCCUCAGCUAUUGGAAUAAAUUCCACCAUUAAGCCCUCAAGGCCAUCUAUGUAUGAUACCAACACAAAUGACCAAGUCAGUUGCAGAGGAGAAAAAAGCCCACAAACAUUUAGUGACCAGCUUAAUGCCAGUCCCUCAACCAGUUUUCAUUGGUUGUUCUGAGAGUCAUGUGCAGACAUUUAAACCAGGGGAUAGAGAGCUAAAAUGAGGUAUCAAGAAUUCCCCACACACCCAGAAAUCUUUCCCAUAUUUGAUUAUUAAGACAUUUACAGUUCCUCUGCCUUUGCUUCUGUGUCUCAAGUGUCCUUGACCAUUGAAAAGUGCUAUGAGUGCGGUACCAUUUGCCUGUGACCUUGAUGUCGGGCGCAUGACCAUGGGGCUGCCAGCCAGGACGUGUAAGGGGAGAGGUUCCUCCAGUCUCCUUGUGCCCGGGGCCUCCAGUUAUCUACGAAUGUGAGUGCCAUGAUUAACCUAAUUUGGUGGGGAAGCUAAGGAAGGGAAGAGCAUUUCCUCUGACUUUGGGCUACACAGUAGUUGUUAGACACUCUCAGACAGCAAAGAAAGGUUGACCUGAGGCCAGAGGAAGCAGGGACGAAUUGUAGAACCAUAGGAUACCACAAAUGGAAGAGCCUUUCAGCUUCUCUAGUCCUAAUCCUUGAUGCUACAAAUGAGAAAUCCUUGAUGCUACAAAGGAGAUGCUACAAAGGAGGAACAGAGAGGCUAAGUGAUUUUCCCAACAUUGCAUAAUCAGUAGAAAAAGUAUGACUCCUCAUCUCCUCCUCAUCAGCAUUAAAUGAAGAUGGGCCCAAAAAGAAAGUAUUUUAGUCUGGGGUCCCCAUGGCACAGAAAAUAAGUCCAGACUGUAAAGGAGGAAAAUUUAUUCUCUUCCCCGCCCCCAAAAAAUAUUUAUUUGUCAAUGUAAAACAGUAAAGGAGAUGAUUGCCUAGGCAUACAACAGUCCAUUGGUAAUAACCUACAUUCUCCCCUGAAAUGAGAGAAAACCCACUUGGUAAAUCAUGAUUCUGGUAAAUCACAAUUUAGUUACUAACAGUUCACAUUUGACAGCUGGAAUCUUAUCCAGUAAUUCAGUAUUCACCUUAUAAAACAUUGUUUUAGCAAUAUGUAUGCACAACUUAAAAUUGAAUACUGAGAAUAGUUAUGUACUUCUUUUUAAAUUUUUUAUUCAGUUUAUUUAACCUAAAAAAAAAAAAAAAAAACCCCACUUGUUGUGUUGCUCCAUUUGUCUUAUUUUCAGCUGGGGCCUGUUAAGGUAAGGAAUACCUUUUGUCAAUGCCUUCCACAUUGUAAGUAAUUUCAACAGCAGACUUUGCAUUACUGCAUUAGUUCAAUAUGCUGAGAAGAUGUGCAAAUAAUAACGAAUAAUGUUGAGCUGAGUUUUCAUGUGCAAAAUAACAGACCAAACGAUUUUCUGUAUAAAUCUGGAUCCUUAAGUCCUUUUCCUCUAAUUGUUUAAAUGUGCCAGGCAAAAGUAUCUGUUAAGCCUCUACUUCUCCCUGAAUAUGCAGAACUGUGCUUUUGCUUACAAAGAUUGCUGGGACUGUGCAUAUGUGGCUGAAAAACCCAGAUGGAGCAGCACAGGUGCCAGAGACCCCCCUGGGCCACCUGGCUGACCUCUCUGGGCUCUGUGGCCCGAUUAAUCAAGGCCACGGAUGAACUGACACCAAGGACCAAAAUGACUAAAUAUGCCUCUCUCACACUCUGAUUGCUUUGCCACAUAGAUAUAACAUUUGAAAUGGGAAACAUUUUAGAAUGUAAUUAUUGUAUUACACAGUAUUUCCUAAAAUUUGUUUUUAUUGUGUUGACUUAUUAUUGAAGAUACGUGUUUUAAUAGAUGCUCUUUUCCCUCAAUGAAGCCCAUUCUCAUGUUGUUAAUUACAGUGGAAUCACAGUGAAGAGGCUGUCACAGAAAAACUGACUCCAAUCUAAGAUUACAAUGGGGUUAUGGGGUUAGGACCUGGAUUAUGCUGCUGAUCCACCAGCAAACAAAGCUGUAUGACAUGAGGAGCUCUUUAAAACACAACUCUUGCGCCCCACCCCAGACCUUUGACUCAGAAUGUCUUGGGAUAAGCUAAGCUUACAAAGAUUCCCAGGUGAUUCUGAUGUUGCCAGCAUUUGGAAACAAAUAAUGUAUAGCAAAGUCAUAUAUACCAUUUUGACCAAAGUAGCUGAAUGCUUAUCACUCCUCAUGCAAUUAGUAUCACAUCUGUUCCUUGAAGUUAUCAUAAUACACGGCAAUAACAGACACAGUCUUAGUGACUCAACUAUUCAACUGUUUUGGCUGAACUGACCUGUCACUAAUUUGUAAGCAAAUAGUAACUGGUUAAUUUAGACAGAAUGGAUACAAGCCUGAAGACAGUUGAAGUGAGGGACAUAGCUUUAAUAUACUUUACCCCAGGGCCAGCUCUUUAUAUUUCACUUUUGAUAUUUCAAACGAAGAGGCAGAUCUCAGGUCAUUCAUCUUUACAAACAGACAGACUGAGAAACAGGGAAGUUAAAUGAUUCAUUCAGAUUCUACUUGGAUGUCAUUCCCAGAGCCUAAAAUAUUCCUAAAGGGUUCUGAUUUCUCAACCUAUAGGUAACGCCCAAAAUGCAAAGAUCCUCACGUUAAAACGAAACCAAUCAAAAAAGGAAAUUCAAGAAGUCAAAAUUCUAAGACUAACUGAAGCAGCUAUCACUGGCUGCCAUGUAUCAGCCUCUGUUGGGUAAGGUGCCACCGCGCUAGUGAAGUUUUGGCCAGGCUCCUUUUGCCAGCUGUGCACAUGCAAAGCCUUUAAUCAUCAGAGACGCUAAAGGGCUCCUUUGAUUAUCUUUCUGUGGGACUCUGAGACAAUUGUAGCUCUUUGGUGUGCUGCUAAAUAUUUAACAACUGACCCUGGAGAAGGUGGAGCCCUCCUGUGUAGCACUUGCCAAUUCCCAUGGUAUAAAUACUCUCAACAUAGACAGUUUCAAGCUCCUAACUUGCUGUCAACCAGGUGAAUAUGUAACAACAGCUUUUCAGGAGCCACUAUGGGCUGGCUCCAGCACAGCCCUGCCUGGGCAUCUUCGGAGUCCGAGAGAACCAAACAGGGGAGGCUCGCAGCGGCUUUGGAGAAACUCCCAAGUGCCCCCUCCCUGCAAGGAGGCACUUCUACUUUGGUUAGAUCUACUAAUUUUUAGUAUAUUAUUGGGUCCUUGAGGCUAAGGACUCUAAGGUGUGCAAAAUAUUUCCUAGCCAUGUGACUCUUAGGAACCUCUCAACAGGCCACUCAGUCCUCUGGGAGACUACCCGCCAUGGUUGAGCUUCCAGGUAUACAUCCUGUAAUUUAACUGCCAGUUGAAACCAUUUUUGGCUGAUCUUUUCUCAUAUCCUAUGGUCCAUUGCCUGUUUCCCCAAAUCUCUAAUUUUCCCUGUCCACUUGCUUCUCAUUCUCUGACACAGCACCCAGAAAUCAGUGCCUGCACAGGAGCAGGGGAAGAACAAACAACCAGUAGGCUUACCUAGUCCCGCCACACCUGGAGAGGCUCCAUGGUUCAAAUGUCUCUACCCCAUUAAGGGAAAUCUGCUAAGUCUCAUGCCCAAGGCUUGAGUAUGCACUCAGCUGGGCUUUUUUUGCCCACAAAAAGUUUCUAAUGGGCAAUAAAGACCACAGUUAGGAACACCACUGGAUAAACUUUGUAGAGGAAGACAUCAUGUGAUGCCGCCCUUAGCUAUGCUAGUGUAAGGCUGGACCCUGAGAAAACCUACCAACAAACGUUUGGCCACUGUAGUCCCCUGGGCAUUGAGCAAUAGUACUACAACUUUCCUUCUUCCUCCCACUAGCUGUAAGUGAAUGCCCUACUUCACAGAGUGUUUAGAAAUCAGACACUCUGGUGAACCACAAAACAAGCUUUGUUUGCAAAUUAAAGAUUUUUCUGAUGGAAAUCAUUCUUAGGUGGAUUUGAUUCAAUCCUUUGGAAGGCAACACUCGAAAAAGAGUAUUUAAUUCCUCAAACAUGAUAAGUGGACACAGGCUUUCAUUCUGUAUGUAGUAAAUCAAAAUUAGAUCAUAACAGGGAAAAUCUACUUUCCUUACUGUAGUAAAAUAUCCUUCAGGGUCUGUAAGGCAUUUCUAGACUACAAAUGUUUGAAACUCAACUGAAACAUUGUCUAUCUUAAGUUUAAAAGGCCAGAGUAGCCUUCUGUUUUCUGUACUCUUUAGCAGUCAUUGAAAUGAGCUUGCUUCUUUAUACUGAAUAAGCUACAUUUUGUUGUAAAUAAAUCAGGUAUAUGUUCAGAUGUUUUUCUAUACUCAACAAAUUGCCUGUAGCCUCAGCAAAAAAUAUACCUUCAUCCCCUGGCUUUUUUCUGGACACCAAAGAGAUAAGUCCAUAGCUACAAGCAGAAAGGACUUGACAGUAGGCCCCAUUUUAUUAUGAACAAAUUCACAGCAAAACCAGCCUUGAGGAACCAGUCACUCCCACAAUAUUUUUAGCUAGGGAAGUAGGUUAGAAAAAAUGGUAGAUGACGGGAGAGGGGUUUGAUCAAUGUGCAGAUGUGGAAUAAAGUCACUGAAGUACUUACAAAAAGGAAAGGGGAGGUUUCCCUCUGAAAUCUGGAAUCUAGAUCAUUCUGCAAGACUUAGAAUAAUUGGUCUCCAUGUCUAAACACCCUUUAACUACAUUUCAAAAUCCAAAUCUAAGCCCUUAUUAUGCGAAAAGCAGCCUUACAGCCAAGAGCCCUGGGGAGGGGUUUGUUGAUGAGUUGAGAUCCAAUCACCAACCAUCAGCAAUCAGCGCUGAAAUUCUCCCAGGACACAGAACAAAAAUACUGAAACAUAACCAUGCAGCAUCAUGCACUCACAUAGGAGAGUCAACUACGUGCAGAGCAGAACCUCACAGGUCUAGACAUUAUCUCAGGUCUAGAUUCCAGAUCAACAUCUUCAACAAGGAGAUGAGACAGCUGAGGUCCAGAAACUGGGAAAUGAUUUAGCUGCCCAGCUAGUUAACUGCAGUUAGAGUCGGGGUCUCCCAACCACUGAUUCUACUCCAGCACACCAUGCUGCCUCCAUUCUUUAGAUGGGAAGCUGACAAUCCAUUGUAAAGCAUAAAUCAGAAAUCAAGACAAAAGAAUGUUUGUGAUAUCUUUUCUCACUUGACCUACUUGGUUUCACAGUUUCAUUUCAGCAUCUUUUUAAAGAAUGUUAUACCACUGUAGAAGGAGGAACAAAGCUCUUUUCAGAGUGAUGAUGAAACCAAAAGGUGGGAGAACAGUGAAUGUAAAUUAAAGAAAAGAGCAAGAAGCAUGCAUCAGGGAAAAAUGCUUCUUAUAUUGUCAUAACAUAGAGCCCUCCCCUCACACACUUGAUGCAUUUAUUUUGGAAAACGUCAUUUUAUGCUGAGAGACUGGCAUUGAAGACUUCACUCCUUCUCAACUACAUCAGAAGCACUCUUGCUCUUGGGGAGAAGCUGCGGCCCUUCGGAUCAGACUCCUAUCUCCUUUGACGGGCAGCCUCAGCUGCCCUGAGAAACAAGGUGCCAGAUGGACAGGGCCACGGAGACCUGAAAGGAGCCAGCACUGCUGGACUGAGGAACAUGUAAAUACCUUCCACCUUCUUGGUAAACAAGGAUGACUUUCUUUUGUAGAGGUAAUCGUGUGUAUCUUGUGACUGUAGCGUGUGAAGAGAACGCAAUGAUCUGCUUCGACGUCUCCCCAGAUGCACCUGCUCCAUGUGACCAUGCCUGCCUCAUUGCCUCAUGUGCCAAACACAGUACUGAAUGCAUUGUUUUUGAAUAAACUCUUCUACUGUGCAUUG